CCGGCAUCAAGGUACUCUUCUUGUCGGCCUGACAGUCGAGUGAUAUUCAGGCACGAUGGUUCUCUCCUUUAUUCUGAUACAGAACCGGCAGGGAAAGACGCGCCUGGCGAAGUGGUAUGCGCCAUACAGUGACGAAGAGAAAGUAAAGUUAAAAGGCGAGAUCCAUCGUCUCGUCGCCCCUCGCGAUCAAAAACACCAGUCCAACUUUGUCGAAUUCCGCGGCUCCUCAAAAAUCGUCUACCGUCGCUACGCCGGACUCUUCUUUUGCGCCUGUGUAGACGCAAACGACAAUGAACUAGCAUACCUAGAAGCAAUCCAUUUCUUCGUCGAAGUGCUGGAUCAAUUCUUUGGAAACGUGUGCGAGCUGGAUCUCGUGUUCAACUUCUACAAGGUUUACGCCAUCUUGGACGAAGUAUUCUUGGCUGGAGAGAUCGAAGAAACGAGUAAACAGGUCGUGUUGACGAGAUUGGAGCAUUUGGACAAACUUGAGUGAUUGUGGGCAUAAGACGACGCGUUUCGAUACCAUUGGGAAACACUGGAGUUUUGGGAGUUUUUCUUCUUCUGAAGAUGGUCAUGAUAUAUUUCGGAGGCUGUCUUUUGCAGAGACGCUAGAUGUGCCGCAUUGGCAGUCUGUCAUCGCUAUGACCUCGGUUGCCUCCAAAGCCUCUUGCCAGUAAAAGUGAGUGGCUGUGUGUAAAAGUAAAAUCAAGAAAGCAGGAGCUCGUCUUUGCUAAGAAGAUACCGCGAUCCUCCAUUCUCGCGGCGGUUUGCGCCUUUCCUUCGUUAAUUCGUCAUUUCGCUCCUGAGAGCUUCGUACUUCGUAAGUCGUAAAUGGCCGCGGCAACAUCUGCCCAGCCUUCUGCCAGCAAGAUAGUGACAUCUUCUGUCUGAUCAAGAUAGUGUAAGGGUGCACUAGGCGACCCCUCAAUCGAUCACGAUUACUUCC
Molecule: messenger RNA, 946 nt
Organism: Aureobasidium subglaciale EXF-2481
Lineage: Eukaryota; Fungi; Ascomycota; Dothideomycetes; Dothideales; Saccotheciaceae
Exons: 5
Coding region: 56-493 (145 amino acids)
Biological process (GO): protein transport; clathrin-dependent endocytosis
Cellular component (GO): intracellular membrane-bounded organelle; AP-2 adaptor complex
Molecular function (GO): clathrin-cargo adaptor activity
Source: RefSeq, a predicted model, not a curated record